AUGCCCGACCCACGCGUCUUCAUAAUCCGCCACGGCGAAACAGAAUGGUCCCUCAACGGCCGACACACAGGCGUCUCGGACAUCCCCUUGACCGAAAACGGCGAGAAGCGCGUCCGAGCAACAGGCAAAGCCCUCGUAGGCGACGACAGAUUAAUCGUACCUAGCAACUUAGCUCACAUCUACGUCUCCCCCCGCACCCGCGCCCAAAAAACCCUCGAACUCCUCAACCUCGGCUGCAAAGAUCGAUACCCCUGGUCUCCAUCCUCGUCAUCGCAACAAGACGACAGGCCCGACAUACGCACGCACGCUAAAAUACAAGUCACAGAGGCAGUCCGCGAAUGGGACUACGGCGACUACGAAGGCCGCAUCACAAAGGAAAUCAAGCAAGAUCGCCAAAGCCGCGGGUUAGGUGCGGACUGGGAUAUUUGGCGCGACGGGUGCGAAGGCGGCGAGAGUCCUGAGGAUGUAACGGCGCGACUUGAUGCGUUUAUUGGUGAGCUGAGGGAGAAAUGGCACAAAGGACGGUUUGGCAAAGAUGGGAAACCGAAUGAUGUGCUCAUCGUGGCGCAUGGACAUAUUUUGAGGGCGCUCGCGGCACGCUGGGUGGGGAAGCGGUUAGAGGAGAAUCCGAGUUUGAUUCUUGAGGCCGGGGGUGUGGGCACGCUGAGUUAUGAGCAUCAUAACAUCGAGGAGCCGGCGAUUUUGCUGGGUGGUGCGUUUGUGGUUGAUGUUGUCGAGAAGGAGCAGGAGGAGGCGAAGGCGAAGGCUUAG
Messenger RNA from Bipolaris victoriae FI3, 771 nucleotides. RefSeq lists its product as hypothetical. The record is from RefSeq and is a predicted model, not a curated record. Gene Ontology annotation, molecular function: sedoheptulose-bisphosphatase activity. Bases 1 to 771 code for a protein of 256 amino acids. Gene Ontology annotation, biological process: ribose phosphate biosynthetic process. NCBI's taxonomy places the organism in Eukaryota, Fungi, Ascomycota, Dothideomycetes, Pleosporales, Pleosporaceae. The transcript is spliced from 2 exons.